AUGGUAAAAAAUGUUAAAAAUGAAAAGGAUUUGGAGAGAAAUAAAAAUAAGUUGAAUGAUAUUUUUAAAACUUUGAAAACGAAUAAGGAAGGUGGAGAUUCUAAGGGUAAAAUCGCAUCAAAAGAUAAACUUGCAAAAGUUAAAAAUACUAAAAUUAAUAAAUUAAAUGAAAGUUUGCAUAAAAAGAAAAUAAAGGCCAAAAAGGAGGAAUACAGCUCAAAUCAUAUAACUCAAAACAUUCGCAGAAGAACUAUUGAUAAUUUACCAAUUUAUACCAUGGAAGAAUUAAAUAUAGGAAAAGGAGGCGAUACGGAAUUAUGCCCUUUUGAUUGCCAAUGUUGUUUUUAA
This is a messenger RNA of Theileria parva strain Muguga, 348 nucleotides long. RefSeq lists its product as uncharacterized. The record is from RefSeq and is a predicted model, not a curated record. Lineage: Eukaryota; Apicomplexa; Aconoidasida; Piroplasmida; Theileriidae. The transcript has 2 exons. The coding region runs from base 1 to 348 and encodes 115 amino acids.